UAUGUUGCUCCUUUGACAGACAUUUCGACUAUGAUGGAUUCUUUGAGAGGACAGACUGCCUUUAUCACUGGAGCUUCCAUGGGCAUUGGUGAAGCUACAGCCAAGCUUCUGGCUGAGCAUGGCGUCAACAUUGCUCUGGUAUCCCGCAGCAAGGAUAAACUUGAGAACGUGCGAAACGAAAUCACUGCCAAAUUUCCCGAUGUCAAGGUUGCCGUCUACCCAGUCGACAUCCAAGAUCAAAACCAGGUCGAGAAUGCUGUCAAGGCAGCUAUCUCUGACCUUGGUCAGAUUGAUAUUCUUAUCAACAAUGCUGGCCUCGCCCUCGGCGCUCCUGCUAGGUUUUGGGAACUCCCCAUUGAUCAAGUUGCCCAGAUGUCAGGCACAAACAUCAAUGGCGUGAUGUUUACCACGCACGCAGUGCUAAACCUUUCCAUGUGGCCGAGAAAGAAGGGGACCAUUCUUAAUGUGUCUUCUGUAACCGGACUAGAGUGUCCGCCGUUUAACGGCGAGGCAGUUUAUCAUGCCUCGAAAGCCUUCCUCGAGGGCUUUACUAAUAGCCUUCGCAUGGAAACGGCAGGCUCUGAUAUACGUGUCUUGACAUUACGGCCUGGCUGCGUGGACACGCACUUUCAUCUCCAGAGGGUCAAGUAUGACCAAGGUGCCAUGGAUGAGUUCUUUGAGGGAUACGAGCCGCUUGCUGCUGAAGACCUUGCGCAGACGGUGCUGUACAUGUUGAGUCUGCCGAGCCGCAUAUCUAUCAAGGCACUUGAUUGCGUGCCCACGGCACAGCGUUCUCUGACGCGAUUUGAUCGGGAAUGGAAUUCUCGGCAAGGAUAA
Molecule: messenger RNA, 837 nt
Organism: Fusarium keratoplasticum
Lineage: Eukaryota; Fungi; Ascomycota; Sordariomycetes; Hypocreales; Nectriaceae
Exons: 4
Coding region: 31-837 (268 amino acids)
Cellular component (GO): cytosol
Molecular function (GO): oxidoreductase activity
Source: RefSeq, a predicted model, not a curated record